UGUCCCGGCGCGGCCGCGGCCCCCUCAGCGCCGCCCGCCAUGUUCGCGGAGCUCAACGAGCUGCUCGGGGCGUCCCCGCAGCGCCCGGAGCCGGGCAGGUUGACGCUGCUGCAGGCCAGCGGGACGGACGGCAGCUUCCUGGUGCACCACUUCCUGUCCUUCUACCUGCGAGCUGGCUGCAAGGUUUGCUUCGUGGCCCUGCUCCAGUCCUUCAGUCACUACAGCAUCGUGGCACAGAAGCUGGGGUGUCCUUCCCACGGUGAGUCAGGCAAGGAUUAUGUGUACCCUGAAAUGAAGCAGCAGAGAGCCAAGGGAGUCAAUCUGACAGCUGCCAAGGAGCGGGGGCAGCUGGUCUUCCUGGAAGGCCUCAAGUCCUGCCUUGACCUCGUGUUUGGGGAGGAGGAGGAGCAGCCAGGGCAGCCCAGUCCUCUGCUGUUCCUGAGUGAGAGCCCCUCCGACCUGCGGGCGCUGUUCCACUUCGUGCGCGUGUCCCUGAGCGCCGCGGGCAGCGAGGCCUGCGCGGGCCCCGUGCUGCUGCUGGAUGACCUGAGCGUGCUGCUGGGCCUGGGGGCCACGCCCGUGGCCCUGCUGGACUUCAUCCACUACUGCCGGGCCCUCGUGUGCUGCCAGCUGAAGGGGAACGUCGUGGUGCUGGUUCACAGCAGCGAGGACUCGGAGGACGAGGAGAACGAACUGGUUGUGAACUCCCUGUGCCACCACAGCGACCUGAUCCUGUGGGCAGAGGGACUGGCCACUGGCUUCUGCAAGGAUGUGCACGGGCAGCUGAAGAUAAUCCAGAGGGUGUCCCUGCAGCAGGCGGGGGAGCAGGAUCUCGUCCAGAUCUACCAGUACAAGAUCCAGGACCGCAACGUCACCUUUUUCGCCAGGGGGCUGUCGGCUGCAGUCCUGUGAGGCUGUGACUGUGAGCCUGGGAAUGCCAGUCCCUGCCUCCAGCUAGCCUGGCAGCUCCACCAGCACCUUCCAGGAGCAGCACAGCAAUCUGACCCGGGAGGGAGGCUCGGACACACCUGGAAGCGGUGCCAGCACGGGGAUCAGCCUGCCCAGGGAUGCCACAUCCCUUUGUCCUCCCACCCGGUUGCCAAUGGGCUCAGGCCAAGAAGAGGAGCAAGAACGUGCAGGAAUGGCC
Molecule: messenger RNA, 1147 nt
Organism: Pseudopipra pipra
Lineage: Eukaryota; Metazoa; Chordata; Aves; Passeriformes; Pipridae
Gene: ELP6
Product: elongator acetyltransferase complex subunit 6
Exons: 8
Coding region: 40-912 (290 amino acids)
Biological process (GO): tRNA wobble uridine modification
Cellular component (GO): elongator holoenzyme complex
Source: RefSeq, a predicted model, not a curated record